Messenger RNA from Carcharodon carcharias (great white shark), 1119 nucleotides. RefSeq names its product actin-85C-like. Bases 4 to 1119 code for a protein of 371 amino acids. Lineage: Eukaryota; Metazoa; Chordata; Chondrichthyes; Lamniformes; Lamnidae. The transcript has a single exon. The record is from RefSeq and is a predicted model, not a curated record.
ACCAUGGACAAUUCUGCUGUAAUCAUAGACAACGGCUCGGGUAUCUGCAAAGCAGGGAUAGCCGGGGACAAUGCCCCAAGGUCGGUUAUUACAUCCAUCGUCGGACGUCCCAAAGCCAAGGCAGCAAUGCUUGGGGCUGGUCACAAGGAGUACUAUGUCGGGGAAGAAGCUCAAGCUAAGAGGGGCGUCUUGAGUUUGAAAUAUCCAAUUAAACAUGGCAUAGUGACCUGCUGGGACGAUAUGGAAAAGAUCUGGAGACAUGUAUAUGAUUGUGAACUCCGCUUAAAAUCACACGAAAGGCCAGUGCUUUUGACCGAAGCCCCUCUGAAUCCCUUACAUAACCGAGAGACCAUGACCGAGAUGAUGUUUGAAAGUUUCAAGGUGCCCGCAAUGUACGUGGCUGUCCAGGCUGUCUUAGCUCUCUACGCUUCAGGGCGGACCACUGGCUUGGUUAUGGACAGUGGAGAUGGCGUGACUCACACCGUUCCCAUCUACGAAGGCUACUGCCUCCCACAUGCUGUCUACAGGUUCGACCUAGCUGGCAAAGACAUCACACAAUACUUCGUCAGGAUCUUGAUGGAAGUUGGCCAUUCCUUCAUCUCCUCUGCAGAGAGGGAAAUUGUGAAGGACAUCAAGGAGAAACUAUGCUAUGUGGCCGUUGAUCCACACUUGGAGAUGAGGAAGAAGCGAGAGGACAUCCAGAAGGAAUACAAGCUGCCUGAUGGAAAUGUGAUACAGGUCCAUAGCCAGCUUUUCAGAGCCCCGGAGAUACUUUUUUCUCCUGCCAGCGUGGGCGUUGAAUGUCAGGGUGUUCACAGGCUGGUCUUCAAAAGCAUCUUGAAAUGUGACAUCGAUCUGCGGAAGUAUCUCCAUUCAAACGUGCUACUCUCGGGCGGCUCCACGCUCUUCCCAGGUCUGGAUUUUCGGCUGCUGAAGGAGCUUCAGUUGCUGGCUCCUGCUGGAGUCCCGGUGAAAGUCAUCGCCCCUCCAGAGAGGAAGUACUCCGUUUGGAUUGGGGCUUCCAUCCUAACGUGCUUAACUUCCUUUCAAGAAAUGUGGAUUACGGCUUGCGAGUAUCUGGAGAUGGGAUCGUGUGUGGUUCACAGAAAAUGUUUCUAG